Messenger RNA from Saccostrea echinata, 1681 nucleotides. Its product is annotated as E3 ubiquitin-protein ligase RNF4-like. Bases 31 to 684 code for a protein of 217 amino acids. The transcript has 6 exons. NCBI's taxonomy places the organism in Eukaryota, Metazoa, Mollusca, Bivalvia, Ostreida, Ostreidae. Gene Ontology annotation, biological process: positive regulation of transcription by RNA polymerase II. Gene Ontology annotation, molecular function: metal ion binding; transcription factor binding. The record is from RefSeq and is a predicted model, not a curated record.
UUAAAAGCAGAAGAGUACAGUAAUAUCGUCAUGGACCUUGGAGGAAUUCGCAUACAUGUAUCUCGUAGAAGACCAUUACAUGAACGAGGGACACAUGGGCAUCACAGACACCGUCAAAGAAGGAGGGAUCAAGAUUUACGAAGCAGAAGUAGACACAGGGAAACCAGUCAGCCAUUGGUUAUCAGUGAUGAGGAUCCUGGUGUACAGAACAGUUCAUGUAUUGAUCUGACCAGUGGGGAUGAGGAAUUCAUUGAUCUGACCAGCCCAACGGGUUCAAAUGAUGCCAGUGUUAUAAUAGUAAGUUACAUAGCCAAGACCAGAAGACGCAGACCUAGAAGGAGACGUCAUCGUGAAACCUCGGAUGAAUCUGAGAAUGAUGUGAUAGAGAUUUCCAACUCCUACCAUCCAUUACCUCUACCUUUGUCGUUUGACGAUCCAGAAACAGAGAAUAAACCAUCAACUAGUGCAAAUGAUUCUAUUCUGUCACCAGUACAGGAUAUUAGCUGCCCUAUUUGUAUGGACAGUAAAAAACAGAUCAUAAAAAGUGGGAGACAGAUGGCUGCUACAGUUUGUGGCCAUGUUUUCUGUAAGCCAUGCAUUAAAGCGUCCAUCGAUAACCAUCGCUUCUGUCCAACCUGCAGGAAAAAGCUGAGCAUGAGACAGGUGCAUCCUCUGUUUAUAUGAAGGACACUUACUGACUUGUUUAUAUGAUAGUAAUUUACUUACCUGUGUGUUUAUCUGAGGGAGAAUUACUGACCUGUAUGUUUAUCUGAGGGAGAAUUACUGACCUGUAUGUUUAUCUGAGGGAGAAUUACUGACCUGUGUGUUUACAUGAGGGAGAAUUACUGACCUGUGUGUUUAUCAGAGGGAAAGUUACUUACCUGUGUGUUUAUAUGAGGGAGAAUUACUGACCUGUGUGUUUAUCUGAGGGAGAAUUACUGACCUGUGUGUUUAUCUGAGGGAGAAUUACUGACCUGUAUGUUUAUCUGAGGGAGAAUUACUGACCUGUGUGAUUAUCUGAGGGAGAAUUACUGACCUGUAUGUUUAUCUGAGGGAGAAUUACUUACCUGUCUGUUUAGGGCUGUAAGAUAGUUCAGUUCUGUAUGUGCUUUGAUAUGAAAAAAUAAAUUUCCUUUAAUUCAAUCUUUAGUGUUGAAAUUAGUGCUGAGUACUUGUUCUAAAUGUUGUUCUAUGUAUUGAAGCUGACAGUUUACACUGAUUGCUUAUGAAUUGUUAAAUGUGUAAUGUUUAUUGCUCAAUGAAAUGAUUUAUAUGUCCAAUUCAUUAAACACUUGUAUAUUGGUUGUUAAAGUAUAUUGCUUGCUAUAUGUGAAAGUUGGACACAUGCACUGGUUAGUAGAUCAGAUAAUUUGCCAAAAUUAUACAUGUAUAAUCGUUAGUUUUUUUCUGUGAGGUACAUUGCUAUGUGUGUUUCAAAUAAUGCUAGCUAAAUUAAUUUUACAGUACAUAUAAAAAGAUAUAAAAUAAAUUUUCCAUUCAUGAUUUUUUUUCUUUGGUGAAGGGAAAUUAAGUUUUAAAAGAAGAUUUGAACUGCUCUUUCUUCAAUGGGAUUUGAAUUGAAUCAUAUGCAUUGUAUCAAAAUUAUUCUGAUCUACAGUCAAAAUUAAUUCUGUAGUGAGCAUUAAUAUAGACUUAGAUUUUUCAUACAGUAUUGCUUUUU